Geodia barretti is the source of this 4644-nucleotide messenger RNA. The record is from the annotation of a GenBank genome assembly. Lineage: Eukaryota; Metazoa; Porifera; Demospongiae; Tetractinellida; Geodiidae.
UCUUUUUCUUCUCUUUUUUUCCUUCUCUCUCCUUCUUCCCCUCAUAUUCCUGCUUCUCAGCUCUACCCGUCCUCUAUCUUCCGCUUAUCUCUCUUUCUGCUCCUGCUCCUCUGCCUGCUUUACAAAAGUGUGUCCUCCUCCAGGUCUCAGGUGAUAGCUCUGCUGGCGCAGUUCCCUCAUUGUUGUGCUCAAGUGACUCGCAUUCAAACGAAAUAUACAACGAAAGCUACCACAGUGGCCUCUAAGUGAGAUGGCUAGUCCAUGCAUACUGUACUGGGAUCGUGAUGAUUCUGGUAACCGGACAACACCAUCUCAGGUGAUGUAAUCCGCUAUGAGAUGAGUCCUCUGGUGAGAUCUCUGGUCAGAAAUAAGGUCUGGACCUGCAGUUCUGCAGAAAGUUGUGGUACAUGUCUCUACCAGACCCGCAACGCAGGAUAAACUACUCGAUGUGUGAGAGAGUACACGCAGGAGCUUGGUCCCCUGCCACUCAGCUCUAGUGGCAGACCUCUGCAGGACAUACUCUCCGAGUGCCCACAGCUACAGUUCAUUGGCAGCAGACCUUCGUCCAUAUUUCUCACUCUCGCCUCGUCUCGCUAACCGCGCCACUCCCGUCUGCCUCCUCCUGUGCUCUCCCGUACAUGCCGCUCUCCUCCUCUGCUGCCUGUCGUCCGGUAGACAGCGGCUCCUCCCCAGGACACACCUAGUACGCACUCUCUCUCACAGACUGUAGCAGGUGAUCUGGAAAAAUUGUCGACUGAGUUUCGACAUCUACUGAAGAUGCAGACCCCAUCUUGUGAAAUUCCACUCAGUCGGCUACAGCAGGAGUACCAGACUCUGUAUCACCACUCAUUCAGAGUGGCAGACUAUGUGCCAGCGGCCAGUGGAGAGACAGGGAAGAUGAAGUCCCUGGUCGAGGCUUGCUCGGGGAUCGGGUUGAAAGAAGUCAAACUACCGAACAACAGAACUGAGACAGUUGUAUUUCUGGAGUCAGAACAGUCACCUGCUGCUCUGCUGCUACCAAGGCCCCAACACAGCUAGCAGUACAACCAGCACCAUCUGACACGGUUGCUGACUGCGAACUUCGUGUCCGCGAGCUACUCUGCUGGCUCCCGGACUACCAGAUCAUGCUGGGCAGGUUCAUCGGAGAGUAUGAGAAGAAGUAUGGCCACAAGAUGGGCUACUACGGCCAUGCCAAGCUCACUAAUCUACUGGAGACAUUCACUUCCACACUCACUCUCUCAGAAGAGAAGGGCCGACGCGACUGGUACAGCUCCAGCCACUGCUGGUCCUCACCCACGAAGUCUCUCUCCUCCUCUCUGCCCGCGGCGGGCGGCUCAGCAUCAACCAGAUAGUCCCCGAGUACAAGGAAAUGUUUGGGAAGAGCAUGGUUGUCAGCCAUUUCGGUUUCUCCAAGCUGAUCAAGGCUCUGGAAGCAAUGUCUGACACCAUUACUCUUACCGGGAGUGGACCUUCUCGUGUGGCCGUUUUGAAGAAGCCAGUCACAUUCCGUGAUCCAGCUACACAGCGGCAGUUUGCAGAGGAGGUGUCGGUCCUUCUAAUGUCCACCCUCACCAAGAAGAAACCUGUGGUGGAGCUGACGCGGGACUACAACGAGGUGUUCAGAGGACCAGCGACCGCGGGGAAACUGCCGCCCAUGACUGCCGCGGAGAUGGCCGACACUCUCUGCAAAAUGCCUGGUUUCAGUGUGACAGGUACAGUGCCAAUGCAGUACAUUGCUCUUGUCCACCAACAAGACAAGGAGAAGAAGAAGAAAGAUAAGGCUAAAGCUCCGCCGCAGAAGGUGCCAUCCGAACCUCUGCUAGAGCCAGCAGACGGCAGCAAACAGCCCCCUGCAGAGGAGAGUGGGGGAGCUGCUGUUGAACCUACUUUUAGGAGGGCAGACACUUCUCCACUUCCGCCUUCUCUUUCUACGGUCACCCUACCUGAGCCUUUGCAACCGAAUGGUAGUGGAGUGGUCGGUAGUGGAACGGGAGGGGGUGGGGGUGGAAUUGUUGGUAGUGGAGAGGGGAGGGGGUGGAUUGUUCGGUACCACUACGGCCGGAACCACGAGUACCACUGGUGGGAAGCCAGAGUCGGAGGUAAAAGCAAGCGAGGGUGGGUCUCUGUUGAGGUUCUGCGACCGAGAGUCGCAGCGUCUGGCGUCAGAGACGCAGCGACUGCUCCAGUGUAACCCCGAACACGCAAUGACCAUCGAGGAGCUGGUGGAGAGCUUCGCGGAGGCCGAGGACCCCGCCCACCCCCAGCCAGAGGAGCUGAGUCUCGGUCUCCACAAACACAACGUCAGGAGAGGUGGCUCCAAGGCUCCCAAGAUGUUCCAGAUAAGCACCAUCCCUGGGUCAGUGGGGGACAGCCUGGUCCAGCUAAACCGGCCUGACUGCAUCGCCAAACUGGGUCUGGACCUGUUACACCUGUUUGUAGUCCGGCCGACGCCCCAGCUGGAUCUGUCUCUGGCCCAGAUGACCUCACUCUACCUCCAGUGCUACGGCCACAGACUCGUUCCAGCUGUGUAUGGAAUGAGGACGCUGGAGGGUGUUAUAGAGGGAGAGAAACACCUCAACCUCCUCUUUAAGCUUGAUGAAACAAAGCAGCUGUGUUCACUGGUGGACACCGGCUGCCAACGAGUCAUGGCAUCUCUCCUGGUGGAGCUACUCUACCUCCGAGGGGAGGAGUGUCGCGACCGUCUGGCCGACCUGCCUCGUCUCUUCCACCUGCACUAUGGCUUCCCUCUCCCCCUGCAUCGUCUCAACGUGGACUCUGUGGCUGAUUUACUCGCUCUCCGUGAGAUACAGACACACAUACAGGUGAGUGACGGUAGAGCAGUGCUGAAGGACGUGAAUCGAUUCGCAGAGCAGCUGCGGUUCCUUCUCGCCCAGCACAACGGCCGCCUCUCUCUCGACGCCCUCCGAGACCUCUACACUCUGACCUUUGGACCUCCCCCGGAGGCGGAGGGGAAGGACUGGCUGGGCACGAAGCUGAUCCAGUAUGCCCCACACGUUGUGAACCUCACGGGGAACCAGUGGGUGAUAUGGGCCCCAGCAGGAAGGCCCUACCCUGCAAGGCCACUCAGCAAGCUUGCCUCGCACCCCCCGAGCACAGUCUAUGGCAAACAGACAGUGGAUUACACUGGUACUAAUUGGGGGGUUGGGUUCAUCGGCGAGACAAACGCAGUUUCUGUUGGGGGAAAAGAAUCGGGUGUGCAGGAUCUUAUUGAUAUGGAGGAAGGCGGUAGGGAGCUAAGGGAGACACACACAAGAAACUUCAGCUCAUCUCCUGGCGGGGCAACAGACAAACCACGCAUCGCUCGACGUUCAGAGACAACAACACCUCGCCCACCUCUCCCUCUUCUUUUCACUGACCUUCUACUUCACUCCACAACAGAAGGUCAUGAAUCCUCCUCCACCUCGAAUCAGCCACAGAGAGAGGAGAAACUGGUUGAAUACGAUGAUUCCCCUUACGGAUUCCUGGAGAGAGAUCCUGACCUGCUGGCACGGUUUACAGUGAAGGAGUUGGAUGAGACGAACGCCGUGUCGACCGAAGAAGCCCUGCAGAGGCUACUAGAAGCCGGGAAUCUGAUGGACUACCCUCUAAUUCCCGACCUCCCCCUGCCUCAACUCACACCUCUCCCUCCUCCCCUCAUCCCCUAUCUCCCACCUCCCAUUCUCCCCAAUCUCCCCCCUCCCCUCAUUCCCGUCUCUCUUUCCCCACCCUCACACUCAACAAACAGCAACGACGACGAGAAACCCUCCCCCGUUACACACUCGUCACCCAGGGGCCCCUCUCUCCCAACUGACAGUACCACAGACUACCUCAAAGCAGGACUCAAACCAGACGAAGUCCUCCGAGAGCUCUACCGCGUCAAAGACCUUGGGGGCGGGGUUAUAAAUCCCGCCAGCAUGGACCCCUUCCUCAGCUACUUUGGAGAGUUGUCGAGUCGCGAGCUGGAGCGUCUGGAGUCCCAGGAGGCAAAACAGGUGCCGAAGCCACUCUCCCCGACCCCCAUGAAGGGUAUGCUGCGCAAGAAACGGAUGAUGGCGAUUCGUUUCCCGGGGCAGGAGAGCGAGGUUGACCCUGAGCUACAGAAGACACUGGACUCUCUCCAGCUGCCGGAGGUUGACAGCGACUCCAGUGGAGACGAGGGAGAUCCGUCUGUCCCCGUUCAACCCCUCAGCCGUUCCGAGCUCAUCGAGGAGCUAAUGAACAGGGGCGACCCCCUCCCAUUGCGGCGAGACAGGGAAGACAAUUCUCAGAUUACGUCUGGAGGAUUCGAUGGCAGCAAGCCAGCGUCUUGCCCACCUUACUAUUGAAUGGGAAAGACUGGCAGCGUCCGUAGUGACUGUAGUUGCACACAUAUACUCCUAUAAUUACGUUUUGAGUCGUGCUUAUACCAUUAGACUCUUUUACAGUUAUUGUGCUUAUGUACUUUUCUGCAGUCAUUUAUAUACCAUUACAUUAGUGUCAGGUUUUAUAGGCAGAAGCUGCUUUUGUCGGUUCUGUUUUCGGUGCUGCAAAAGCUACAGCUUCUGUCUCAUUUAUAUGUAUGUAUGGCUAUGCUUUGACUCUCAUCUAGUCCCAGUACUGUCUUACUGUUGUAUAAUAAUUUAUUGUAUUUUGCGUGGGCGAAUC